CGGAUUGUGUUUAUAACUUGAAGGUGAUGAUCUGAAUGUCUUUCUUCCGAUUUCUGCAAGGAAUUCUAAGAAAGGGAUGGAAACUUGCAACGAGUAUGUUACAAAUAAAACCCUUACAUCUAAUGGGACAAAGGUUGCCAACACUCUCUACCAAAAUGAUGGCUCUCACCUUUACCUAUUAACGCCUAAUAUUUUGCCUCCUUCUGUGGAUACUGUGCAUAGAUGGCUACUUUGUAAUGAGAGAGGGCAUAUUGUUGAGCAUAUACAUCAAGAAACAGAUGCAGAGAACAAGGAUGUACCUAAAUGUGCUUCUGAGACUGAACCUCCUCUUAGGCCUAAGCUGCAUGAAGAUGCUGAAUCAGAACAGAGCCCCGAAUGCAAUAGAGAAGGACAAACAGAAAGAGUGAAAACACUUCUUGAUGACUCACAAGAUACUUCUCAGAUAUCUGCCCCUGAUGGAAAAUCAAUCUAUACCCCUCUAAGUCAAAUUGGAUUUCGAGACCCUGCAAGUGUUGGCUGUGGACAGCAACUGACAUUACUUAGUAUAGAGAUUCUUGCAGAGUCUAGAGCAGACCUUUUACCUGAUCCUCAAUUUGAUGGCAUCAACAUUAUAGCUCUUGGUUUUCAGAAUGACAGUGAUUCUGAUGUUGAAGUUCUAGUUCUUUUACACAGUAAAUUCGUAACUUGUCAGAGAAAUUUUGAUGGUCUAUCUGGCUCUAAAGUAUUAGUCUUCACUGAUGAAAAGCUAUUGUUAAAAGAAUUCAUAAAGAUUGUGUCUUCAUCUGACCCAGAUAUUUUGAUGGGUUGGGAUAUUCAAGGGAGUUCUCUUGGUUUUCUAGCAGAAAGAGCAUCCCAUCUUGGUUUGGGAUUACUUAAUAAUCUGUCUCGCACUCCAUCUGAGUCUUUGAUAUUUUCUGAUGAUAUGAAAAGUUCUGAAAAAGAUAUCUUGGAGCUGGACAUUGAUGACACUCCUAGUCUAGAUUGUUGUGUGCCAGAAAAUUCAAUAAUCGAGGAUGAAUGGGGACGGACACAUGCUAGUGGAGUUCAUGUAGGAGGUAGAAUUGUUCUUAAUGUAUGGCGAUUGAUCCGUGGAGAAGUUAAGUUGAACUUAUAUUCAGUUGAAUCUGUAGCUGAAUCUGUAUUGAGGCGGAAAAUUCCUUCGUUUCACCACAAAGUGCUGACAAAGUGGUUUUCAAGUGGUCCUGGACGAGCAAGAUAUCGGUGUAUCAAAUAUGUGAUCGAGAGAGUAAAGCUGAACCUUGAGAUAUUAAACCAACUUGAUAUGGUGAAUCGAACAUCAGAACUUGCUCGUGUCUUUGGCAUAGAGUUUUUCUCUGUUCUCUCUCGAGGAUCACAAUACCGUGUUGAAUCCAUGUUUCUGAGGUUGGCCCAUACACAAAACUACCUUGCUAUCUCACCUGGAAAUCAACAGGUUGCUUCUCAACCUGCUAUGGAGUGCCUUCCUCUAGUAAUGGAACCAGAAUCUGGAUUUUAUUCAGAUCCUGUUGUUGUGCUUGACUUCCAGUCUUUAUAUCCAUCCAUGAUAAUUGCAUACAAUCUUUGCUUCUGCACUUGUCUGGGUAAAGUUGUGGGAUCAAAGGCUAAUACACUUGGGGUUAGUCCCUUCUCACCAGAGCAACAUGUUCUGCAGGAGUUAAAGGAUCAAAUCUUGCUCACUCCAAAUGGUGUUAUGUUUGUACCUUCCAAGGUGAUUCAGUUAAUAUUUUUUUUCCUAUUCUCUAGCUCCUUUUGUAUUUUGAAGUCCUAAUAUUAAUGGAACUGAAUGAAUUCAAUAGAUUUGACAACUGCAAAUUGUGGGGCUAGUUUCUCCUUAGCUGAUCAGUGUAUU
Messenger RNA from Vigna umbellata (rice bean), 1849 nucleotides. Lineage: Eukaryota; Viridiplantae; Streptophyta; Magnoliopsida; Fabales; Fabaceae. The record is from RefSeq and is a predicted model, not a curated record.